ACCGUUUCGCGGCCAAUGUCGGCGUCGCCUCGAACCAAGUCUCAUGCGCUGCGCUGCGCCGUGUCGCCGUCCCGUCCGCCGAGCAUGGACACCGAGAACGGUAGUAGCGCGGGUCUCCACCCGCUGCUGCGGCCCGUACUGCGGGCCAAGCAGAAAAUCGUGCCGCAGCGACCGCCGCUCAAACCAGCGCUCGGUUGCGAAGUGCCCAAGCCUGCGAGCCGCGGCGAAGGUGACGCGCAGCGGCCUCGGAGCAGCAACGACACAUCCAACCAAGGCCGGCCACGCUCGUCCGGCCCCGAGGCAUGCGACGUGCUGGACAGUGCACCGCGCGUCGACGCAUUAAGCGAGAGUCCACGACCACUCCUUGCCAGCGACUUGUAUUUUGAGCUCGUUAAACAGGAGGAGAGCAAGCGCAUGUCGCCACGGGUUGCCCGCCAGCACAACCGGCACUUGUACCAUGACAAGAUGCAGGCCAAGUACAGUGAGAUGCGCGUGCUUCGAGCGCGCAUCAAGCAGCUCGAGACCGACUUGCAGAGUGGGCAGACGACGACGACAGUAGGCGGUAGUGACGCCGAAGGAAGCCAGGCCAACGAUGCCAAUGCACCGUCGCCCGAAAAGCCGACCGACGCGCAUUUGCCGGUGCCGCGCGACCGCGUACUCAAGCUCGAGCGGCACUUGCUCGAAGCCAAAGACGAGAUCCAAGCGAUGCGACUCAAAUUAGACUCGGGGCGCACGAACGACAAGGCACUCAUCGAUACGCUCGUGGCCAAACUCGACCUCGAGCGCGCGGCCAACAAGAUGCUCGGUCAGAAAGUAUUUGAGCUCGAGGCGGCGCUCAAGGUGGCCGUCACAAAGCUCACGGGCGUCGAGCUCGAGCUGCAAUCGGAGCGCUUGGAACGCGACGUGAUGAUCGAGCAGCUCACGAGCAUGUCGCGUCAAGCCAUUUCGGACCACCGGCGCAAGGUCAUCAACACCAAAGUGAAAGGGCUCGUCUCCGCCAUUGGCAAGGAGUCACUGCACGUCAAGCUCGACGCGACGUCGGCCCAGCUCGAGAAAGUCGAGGGCUUGUUGCAACAAAUGGAGCUCGAGGCCAUGAGGUGGAAGCGCGAAGCAAUGCAAAAGCAAGCUGCGCUGGACGAGUACGCCAAGCGAGGUCUCGCGUCAACCAGCAUGGCGCUGACCCAAGGAUCGAUGCUCCACCAGGUCGACCCAGCGAUUGCCGAGCUGCUCGAACACGCGCAUGGGACGCCCGACGUGGUCUUCAACCGCGCGUUGGUCGUCGACGGACACUCGCUCUUCUUCCACGUGGUGCGUGGACCGAUCGCACACGGACUCGCCUUGCACUUUGUCGCGUACGAGCCGCGGACGGCGCAGGAAGACGUCCUCACGUUCUUCGCGCCGGAUAUUUCGCGGCUUCUCGUCGACGGUGACAAGUACCUUUUGCAGCCCUCGGAGCCGUCGCUCAUCGCAGAGCUCGUGGACCGGCUUUUCCUCACCCUCGCCGUCGGCUUCAAGAACGGCACGUUUGUGCUUGCUAUGCCAGUGACGACGACGCCCAUCUACCGCGGCUCGCUCCACCUGCAAGGCACGCCGUUGACCGUGGUCGUCAACGAAGUGUGUGCGAGCGCUUUCACGGACGUGUGGUCGCUCCAAGUGCGCGCGAGCUCGAUCGAGGACGAGCGCGAGUGGGUCUGCAGCAUCGCCAUGGAGCAAGUCCUUCGCGUGUGUCCGAGUCUUGUGAGCUACAAACCGAACGAGGCGCGGCAGUGGCGGCUGGCCCACAACAUCGAUGCCAACGCGCUCAUUUUAUCGCCGCUCUUCAAGACGCUCGUCUUGACACCGACGCCUGACGGACAUGGCGUGCUUGCCUCGACUCUGACAGGCACGACGCCUCUUGUGGACGAUACCAUCGCAGCCAACGCGCCAGCGACAACAAUAACGACGACGUUGCAGCCCCCCGCCCUCCACCCCAACGCCCCUUCCGCAGCCGAUCGGCCGCUAAUGCUGCGGACGCUUUUGACGCUGCGAGGCACGCUGUACUACCUCACACUACGCGAGCUCUGGGACGCUAGUGUCCUCUUGGACGUCUCGCUCUACGACUCGUUCACGGACAACAUUCUGCAAGCCACGUUCGAUGUGCGCGCGCUUGGCCCCGUGAUCCAGUGCGCGCUGGCCCUAACCCCCCUCCCCCACCCCCUGGGCCGCCUCGAGACGGGGAUUCCACCACCGCUACGCCCGGUCUUGGCCCAACUGCUUCCAUUGGCACUGGACCUGUCCCCAUCGACGCAGACCCUAACCCUGGCGCCCGCAACACUGGCCCGCAACGUGGCCUUGACCAACAAGGUGCUUCCAACGCACGUCGUGACAGUCUCUCUCUCCGAGACCGAGAUGGCACCGCUCGGUGUCCCGCUGCGCAUCGAGGUAUUGACGCACGACGCCUCCUUGGCCGACGCCGCGCUGGGUCGACUCCUCCCGCUCUUGCGCCGACACGGACCACCGAUCGCACAACGACUCUGCACGGGCGCCCAUGCCCUCGUGCGCCUGUAUGAACCAUCGGCGGUCUCGAGUACGCGCGACAAGCCGUCGUUCUACCACGUCCUUCGCGCGACAACGAUGGAUCGCGAGUGCACCUCUGCUUGGCUCGUCGUCCAGCGAGACAUACCGCUGGCCUUUGUCUUGGCCCUUUGGCGCCCCCGCCUCUGUAGCGAGUCGUAG
This is a messenger RNA of Saprolegnia parasitica CBS 223.65, 2715 nucleotides long. RefSeq lists its product as hypothetical. The transcript has 4 exons. The record is from RefSeq and is a predicted model, not a curated record. Bases 16 to 2715 code for a protein of 899 amino acids. NCBI's taxonomy places the organism in Eukaryota, Oomycota, Saprolegniomycetes, Saprolegniales, Saprolegniaceae.